Sander lucioperca (pikeperch) is the source of this 2429-nucleotide messenger RNA. It is a transcript of the gene gmpr, whose product is annotated as guanosine monophosphate reductase. Gene Ontology annotation, biological process: nucleotide metabolic process. Gene Ontology annotation, cellular component: GMP reductase complex. NCBI's taxonomy places the organism in Eukaryota, Metazoa, Chordata, Actinopteri, Perciformes, Percidae. The transcript is spliced from 9 exons. Gene Ontology annotation, molecular function: GMP reductase activity. The coding region runs from base 313 to 1353 and encodes 346 amino acids. The record is from RefSeq and is a predicted model, not a curated record.
CCUGCCACUCUGCUGAAGGAGAGGCGGGAGAGAGAGGACGCUGGAGGAGUGGAGGGAGAAAGAGAGCAAGGGGGAUAGAGAGACAGAGAGAGGGUGAGAGAGUCCAGGCCCAAAUAAAGCCAUGGGGGCUGGGGCUGGGCUGGGCCCCCCUUUGCUUUAAAUAAGCUGGCCGCCUGGAGGUUCGGGUUUGGUAGUUGGGGCUUGGGACCAGCGGCCACCACUGCUGCUACAACCUUCAUCAGGAGAGUCUCCUCCGUAUACUCAUCAUCCACAUCAGCCUCAUCCUGGUCAUCGUUGUUCUGGGCAGCCAAGAUGCCUCGUGUGGACUCAGACCUCAAGCUGGACUUUAAGGAUGUCCUCUUCAGACCCAAGAGGAGCAGCCUGAAGAGUCGCUCAGAGGUGGACCUUCAGAGGACCUUCACAUUCCGCAACUCCAAACAAACAUACACUGGCAUCCCCAUCAUCGCUGCCAACAUGGACACCACAGGAACAUUUGAGAUGGCACAGGUCCUCAGCAAACACACCCUCUUCACAGCCAUCCAUAAACACUAUUCUGUAGAGGACUGGAAGAAUUUUGCUGCUAAUCAUCCAGAAUGCUUAGAGCAUGUAGCCGCUAGCUCAGGCAGUGGCGUUGCAGAUCUUGAGAAGCUGUGUGCCAUCUUGGAAGCCGUCCCCGCCCUCAAGUACAUCUGUCUGGAUGUGGCCAACGGCUACUCUGAGUACUUUGUGGAGUUUGUCAAGACGGUCAGAGAAAAGUUUCCCAAACACACCAUCAUGGCUGGCAAUGUGGUAACAGGGGAGAUGGUGGAAGAGCUCAUCCUCUCCGGUGCUGACAUCAUCAAAGUGGGCAUCGGGCCAGGGUCUGUGUGCACAACUAGGAUCAAGACAGGAGUGGGCUACCCACAGCUCAGUGCUGUAAUAGAGUGUGCAGACUCAGCCCAUGGACUUAAAGGACACAUUAUCUCUGAUGGUGGCUGCAGUUGCCCAGGAGAUGUAGCAAAGGCCUUUGGUGCAGGGGCUGACUUUGUAAUGAUGGGAGGAAUGCUUGCAGGCCACGACCAGUGCACCGGAGAGGUCAUUGAGAAGAAUGGCAAGAAAUACAAACUCUUCUAUGGCAUGAGCUCCGACACCGCCAUGAAGCGAUACGUGGGUGGAGUUGCUGAGUAUAGGGCGUCUGAGGGGAGGACAGUGGAGGUUCCCUAUAGAGGAGAUGUGGAGAACACUAUCCGAGAUGUGUUGGGGGGCCUUCGCUCCACCUGCACCUAUGUGGGCGCCGCCAAGCUCAAAGAGUUGAGCAGGAGAACCACCUUCAUUCGUGUCACACAACAGUCCAGCCAAAUGUUCACUUCGUAGGGUGGACACUUGUCCGCACACACAGAUUGCAUAAUAUGCAUUGUACAUGUAUUAUGCAGUUUAAACGUGCAAUAAUAGGACAGUGGUUUAACGCAUACAAAAGAACGACGCACAUCCACACCCACACGUCUACGUGAUCACCCUGUUUUUCUCAGGAUAUCUGCUGUCAGAAAGUGGUUUCCUGCAAAUUGUGAUUUAAAAAAAAUCCUAGUUUUGACUUGAAUUGUCCUAGAAGAAUCACAGCGCUCUAAUAGCAAGUGUGUUUACAUACUAAGAGACACCAUAACAUGCUAUUGAAUGUACCAGAUUUAAUUUUCAAACGGGCGUGAGAGAGCAAGAACAUUGAGGCAUGUGCACUUCAGAUCUAAUAUUUUGAAAUACUCUUUUAAUUUGUGUAUAUGUAGUAGUCGGGAUAUUUCCAGAUUAACAGCAUAUUGUGAAUAAACAAGAAUGUGUGCUAUGUGAAACACACUUAGCAGGAGGAGGCUGAUAAUUGUGCUAAGGUCAUUUUGGGAAACUAUUCUGCUCAAAUGUGUGUUUGAAUGAAUAUGCAAAUCAAUAUGCAAGAUCCAGAGAUGUCACCCUUCAACUGACACUGGAUAAAUCGUGUCGCAAUAAAAAUUGCAUGCAUGACCCUCUGCUAAUUUAGAAAUGGUGUUGAUCAUCCUGUGAAUUUUAUUCACUGUCUUGAUGACAGACAUUAUAUUGUAUCUCUCCUUAUUGUCUGUGUGCAUGUAUUUUGGAUGUGUCAGAAACAUUGAGCCAGCUGAUCAUGAUGACAUCUGGAUUUAUGUAUCCCAAACAUUUGACAGAUUUGAUUUACCCCGCUGUCUGUGCAUGUAAAACAGUCAUGUUUAAGUCAUUGAUUCCACUGUGCCUGACAUUUUAAAUCAAGGGCGUCUUGUGGCUUCUACUGCAUUGAAGCUCUUGUACUUUAAGCAAGGAACUUCAGGGAAAAGUCAUGUAAAUUAAAUACUAUUAAAUGGAAAUUCUAAAACACAUACUGGAACAGCAGCAGUUUCACUGUUAUUGCAAAAAAAAGAAAAUGGUGCAAAUAAACCAAAAUGAUUAGAGAA